UCAGUAUAGUAUUUCAUGUGGUUGUCAUGGUAACUGAGGCAAUAUGGCGGCUGAUAGUGUAUUACUUCAAAGCAAUCGAGGCAGAUUUGUCGGUGGAAAUUCACUUGGCCAUCUACAUAGAGGACAUGGCACUGUGGCGGCUUCGUCUUCGAUUCCAAGUAAAUAUCAAACAUUUGUUGUGGAUAACUCGGAAAAGAAAGGCUUUUUGUCCAGAGCUAAGAGAUUUCAAGAUCUAGGAUACGUUAAUGAAAACCCAGGACCAGGAACUUACAAAGAUCCUGUGUGUGCGAAAGAUGAACCAUCGCCGUCGUAUUCCAAACAUGGCACAGGGACGUUCGCUUCUAAGAAAGGAAGAUUUAACAGGGAUAAAAGGGAGUUUGCUCAGCCAGGUCCGGGGGAAUACGAACCAAGAAAGCUUCCAAGCAAAACAGAUUUUAACAAAGCAAGUGUCACAAGCAACUUUCAUUUGCCAAUCGCAAUACCACCAAGUGAGAGAAAACAGCGCCAAGCACCAGCUCCAAACUCAUACAAGAUAUCCAAAGCAACUGGCAGAGUAGUUCAUGAUAAUAAUGUGUCCGCGUACGCCGCUUUCAAGUCAAAUUCCAAAAGAGAAAGUUUUAUCAACAAGAAAAAUGCUUCUAAUGUUCCAUCACCAUGUCACUAUAAUGUUAAAGAAGACUUGAUCCAUAAAACAUCAUCUGGCGUCACAGCAUCAUUCAAAUCCACGACUAACCGUAAAAUGACGCGUACACCUGACCUCAGCCCAGGCCCCGCCUCUUACAAUCCUUAUCACGCGAAACACGCGAAACGAAAAGGUUAUAAAUUCCAACGUCAGCACUAUCUCAGUAUCUCGGCACCAGCGCUCGCUCUGCCUGACGUAGAACCGACGCCAGGGCCUGGACACUAUAACCUUGUCAAUUACGAAGGCGAAGGAAAGCGAUUCAUGUCCAGUUCCAUGUUUGUAUCAACAACAAGCCGAUGGAAUCCCACGUGGGAGGCUGAGAUGGAAAUACCCGGACCCACGUCCUAUCGUCCACGACAGGUCGGGAAACAGUCGUUUAUUUACAAUCCUUCAAGAAGGUGGAUUUCAUGAAGGUCAGCUGUAGAAGAAGUCUUGGUCGCACAAUAGAUUUGUAAAUAAAUAAUGAAACAUUGUAAAUAUAGAGUGUGGUAUUUUUUUACACGAGAGAUGAAAAAAAGAAGGAAUAAAUGAUGGAAGGAGGACCUUGGAAAAAAGGGCAUUUGAGUGAUGGGUAAUGGAGAAGAAAGUGAGACGAAAAGGUGGAAAGAAAUUGAAGAUAUUAAGAAGCUAUUUACUGGUUGAAUGACAGAGGAAACGACAGUUUAAGCUAGCAAUGAAAACUGAUAGAAAAGAGCAACUUUUUUCUGAGGAAUAAAUAUACCAUCAUCUCAAUAUGAGAAUGUAGGAAUGGAGUGAAGAACCAGAGUGGAUGGGAGUUAA
Messenger RNA from Dendronephthya gigantea, 1462 nucleotides. Its product is annotated as O(6)-methylguanine-induced apoptosis 2-like. The transcript has 11 exons. Gene Ontology annotation, molecular function: chromatin binding; histone binding. The coding region runs from base 44 to 1093 and encodes 349 amino acids. NCBI's taxonomy places the organism in Eukaryota, Metazoa, Cnidaria, Anthozoa, Malacalcyonacea, Nephtheidae. The record is from RefSeq and is a predicted model, not a curated record. Gene Ontology annotation, cellular component: female pronucleus; germinal vesicle; male pronucleus. Gene Ontology annotation, biological process: epigenetic programing of male pronucleus.